Danaus chrysippus (African queen) is the source of this 825-nucleotide messenger RNA. NCBI's taxonomy places the organism in Eukaryota, Metazoa, Arthropoda, Insecta, Lepidoptera, Nymphalidae. The record is from the annotation of a GenBank genome assembly.
AUGACGAGUUGUCAUCACAAGGCAAUUUUGCGGGCCAAAGCCGACGAACGUGAUGUGGCUUGGUUUUUAAGACCCAGCAUCAUACUGUCAGAAAAGAUUCCUCUAUGGGAGAGUUGGAAAACGCCAACCAAAGUUGAUGAAAGAAUUGUGGGAGGAGAGGAAGCUAAUAUAGAGGACUAUCCAUACCAAGUAUCCUACACCUUUAAUAAUUCAUAUUUUUGCGGAGGAUUUAUUGUCAGCGAAAACUAUAUCCUAACAGCCGGCCACUGUUCUCAGAACGUCGAUCCAUCAACAGUUGUACUCCGUGCUGGAAGUUCCUAUCGCCAAAAUGGUACAAUAAUACCCAUAGCAGAAGUAAUGGCCCAUCCAGAGUAUGAUGAUCCCGCGUUUGAUAAGGACGUCGGUUUUAUGAGGACAGCUGAACCCAUACAAUUUAGUGACACAAUACAACCAAUACAACUUGCAGAGAGAGAAAGACCACUUGUAGGUGAUAUCCAAGUUACUGGAUGGGGAAGGCUCAAGCAAGGACAAAAUCCGAUUCCAAAUAGACUGAUGCGUGUUAAAGUACCAGUUGUUAAUUACUGGCAGUGUACAUUAUCGUACUUCAGUGUUUUGACCAAGAAUAUGUUCUGUGCUGGUAAUUUCUUCCUUGGAGGACAAGGGACUUGUCAGGGAGAUUCGGGAGGCGCUGCAAUACAAGAUGGGAAGGCGGUCGGUAUUGUUUCCUUUGGUAGAGGUUGCGGCCAGGCUUUUUCACCGAGUGUAUUCGCAAACAUAGCAUCACCAGCAAUAAGGGAUUUCAUUACCCAACACACUAACUUAUAA